GCGCAGCCUACCCCCAAUUCUUCAUCCUCCGUCAAUCCGUUGAAUACCAGGGAAUCAGGAAUCAGAAAAAGGUUUGUCAUUCCUAUCUGAUCGCCUCUGUUCUUGGAAACUUAGUGGUGGCCUCAUUUGGAGUUCAUUGUGGUAGCUGGUUUGAUCGGGUGUGAGUUCGUCUAAAGUUGGGUGCUUCGGCUGAGGUUUUUGAUCAUCGGGUUGGGGUAUUUGUUGGGAUGUGAAUUGCUUUCUACGAUUUAUGUUAGAUGGGCUCAGAUCGUGUGUCAAUUCUUGAAAUUGGCGAUCUGAAGGUGGAAGAAGCUGUUUGGCGUAAUUGCGAGAGAGCGAAGUUUUGUGCGGGUACUUCUUCCUUCCAUGUGUCUUGAGAUUUCUGUUCCAACUUGCAUCAUCUUUUAUCCGCGACCAUCCAAUUGAAAACAGAAUAGUAUUCGUUGAGGCUUAGUGAUAGAUUAUUCGUCUCUGUAGGACUGGUUGAGUAAUCUGUGUUUUAUCUCUAAAUACAGACAAGAAACUAUUGUAGGCUUUGAGCAGGUAAGAGAACAAAUGGUUAUCUUUAUUCCCUCUCUAAGUCAGGGCUAACCUUUUCAUUCAACUUGCUGAUUACACCACGAUCUCGGAUUGGGAACUUGGCUCUGGAGCUUCUAAAAGCUCCUAUGUUGUGCUUUAGUGGUUUAGAGAAGGUUUAUUAUUAACAACAUUGUGGAAGUUUUUCGAUUGGAUAGCUUCGAGCAUUUAGGCAUUGGAGAGCGAGAAACAUGCUGUUUCUAGACUGUUUGGAUUAGUGUUAUUGUAUCAUAGUGAUGCAGUUCGAAUUUGUAGAGCUUUAUUUUAAGGUUAUAUAAAUGAGGGACAGACUACUUAAUUCGUGAAACUGCUCUUUAACAUAUCACUUUUCUUUGGUGUCAUGUCUGAGUUUGAGGUCCCUUGAAUCUUUUAGCCCUUUGGUACUUACUUGUGGUCUGAUUGUAUUGUCGAAACAACUGUAGCUUUGCACCCCCAAGUAAUUAGAGUAAUGAUUCUCGUUGCUAAAUUUUGAAUAUGCUAAAUGGUUGCACUCUGGGUUCUUUAUUUAUGUUUUUGGUAUUCAAUUCACAAUCCGAAGUUAAUUUGUUAAACUUAGGAACGGCAUGGCAGCAGAAGAUGUUGAUCUGUCAAGUUUGGAAUCUCAGAUAAAGGAAACUAAUGAGACAUGGAUGCAAGAAAUGGAACGGCACCAAUGCCAAGUUGAUACAUUGCAGGAAAAGCUUAAAGAGGUAAAGGCUUCUGUACAGGGGUCCGAGGAAGAUGCCAACAAAGAGUUGAAUGUUCUCUGGCGAAGAGUGAAAACCACUGCAAGAUUACUGGCUUACUUGAAAUCAAAGGCAAGAGUCAUGUCCCUUACAGGUCUUGCUCCGACAUCUUGUGGCAUCAAAGAAUUAGGUGUUGGGCUCGUCAACAAGGAUGGUGUACCUCUCUCAAGUUGGUCUAAUGAUGUUGACCUAUCAUCCUUGGAUAUUACAGAUGUAGAAGAAAGUUUAUGUAGACUCAGUAUCCGGCAAGGAAACUGUGAUGAAAAAGAUGAAGCUUAUAUUAGGGAAAUGGUCAAAUCCAUAGAGAUGGUAACUGGUGUAAUGGAAACUCUUGUUAAAAGGGUUAUAUUUGCAGAAUUAGAAACUGCAAUGGAGAAAGAGAAAGUGUCCAUAGGCCAGGAAGAAAUUAGGAAGAAGGCAGUCCAAAUUGAUGACAUGUCUUCAAAACUGGAAAAGAUGGAAGAUUUUGCUUUUGGGACGAAAGCUAUUCUGGAGGACAUGCAACAAAGGAUAGAGAAUUUGGUUGAUGAGAUAUCUAGACAGACGCAGCGAGCUGAAGAAAAUGAACAGGAGCUUUCUCGGGUGAAAAGGGACUUCGAGUCCUUGAAAUCUUAUGUCAGCAGUCUCAUGAGCGUGAGGGAGACACUUCUGUCUUCGGAGCAGCAAUUUCAGACAAUAGAGAGGCUUUUCGAAAGAUUGGUUGCCAAGACAACACAAUUAGAGGGUGAGAAAAUGCAGAAGGAAACUGAAGUUCAGAAACUGAUGGAUGAAAACGUGAAGCUGACAGCUCUGCUGGACAAGAAAGAGGCUCAGUUACUGGCCAUGAACGAACAAUGCAAGGUAAUGGCCCUCGGCUUCCCAAAUGUAUAAACGGAGUGUGGUUUAUCUCAUUCAUAACUCUGGGGCACCUCUCCUAAACCACGGUCGCUGCGUGCUCCCGACUGGACUGCCAAACAAACCCUGAGAAUUCAGUAGUUGAGUGACGGUGGUUGCUGGAUGCGGAUCACAGAUCUGCCUCCUCGCACAUAUGUAACAUUGUCGAGAGCGCACUGAACUUCUGUACUGCCCAUUCUUGUGCCGCAGCAAAAGAAGGUGGACUAAAAAAUGGAAGGUAGCAAAAAAAAAAAAAAACACUAAAUGGUGUGUAAGGUCUCCAUACUUGAUUGUGAGUCUGAUAUUAAGUCGAAUGUUUGAUGAGUUUGACGCUUAUUUUACGGCAGAGCUAUUGUUGCGUUUCUCUUCAACCGUUCUGUUCUGUUCCUUUUUCACUUUGCUACCGGCUGCUGCUACCGGGCGGCAGGUUGUCCUAUACGGUAUCUACAUUAGUGAUGAACACAAGCAAACUUGAAGGUAAUAGAGAUUAGGUUUCAUU
This is a messenger RNA of Linum trigynum, 2673 nucleotides long. The record is from the annotation of a GenBank genome assembly. Lineage: Eukaryota; Viridiplantae; Streptophyta; Magnoliopsida; Malpighiales; Linaceae.